AUGCGCAGCAUCUGUCGACUGUCUCGAAGAUGGCACCAACAGUUCUGUCUGUCGCCGAGUUUUGCGGGACAUCAACUCUGCCUGCAACAUCUCCAACCCAUUCGACAGUACCGGCAGACCGCUCGCUCACGUCCUCCUCAACCGCGCAAGCCGCCCGCUGCGUCUGUGGCGCAGGCCGAUAUCCAUGAAUUCGAACAGCAGGGCACGGAUGCGUCCACCAGGCUGCCGGUCCGAGACCUGCUCGAUGAUGAAACACAUGCCUUGAAGGCCGAGUUGGACAAACUGGAUCGCGAACUCGCGGUCAUGCGAGAAGGCCCUUUCGGACCCAACAGCGAGUUCAUGCGGUCUUUCCCCGUUAACGAGAGGGAGGAACUGCUGAAGGCACUUGAAGAAGAGGGUGUCAUGCCGCCCGAAGAUCUGGAUCUGGUGUCUGAGGAAGAUUUGGAGGAUUUGGCGAAAGAGGAGGAGGGAAAGAAACAAGCCACAACGUCGAAAUCCGCCCUCAAGGUGACCCUGAGCAUCCCCAUCAGAGACAAGAUAUACGUCAAGCGGUUCAACACGGCAUUGGAUUCCGCACAACAGAAGAACGACGAGAAGACCUAUUUCACCCUGUGGAAAUGGUAUCUCCGGUGCCAGCAGCACGUUUCCAACUUUGCCCUGAUCCUGCCCGAGGAUGUGUGGCAUUUCCUCUGGAAGUCGCAGAGCACGAUCUACUACAGGCCCAAACACCUCCAGAUGUUGGGCAAGGACAUGAUGAUAGCAGAUGUGCCGCUGGAAGACAAGGAGUGGAUCGAAUAUAUCGAUGCGUUGCAAGCCGUAGGGAAUAUCGCCGCUGCUGCAGAAGCCUGGGAAGCACAGAGGCCUAGGUUGGGUCUCACAGAGGAUCUUGCCGAACUGUUCUGGACCACCGGUGUCCGUCUGUAUGUGCAACUUGGGAAGCCGCAGAAGGCACAGCGUCUAGCUUUUGAGUGCUACGACCACACGACGAUGAUUGAUCCCGAAGUCCUGGUCAUGGUUAUUUCUGCCUGGGCCAAAAGUCAAAAUCCCUCUGCCGCCUCCAAGACGUGGUUUUGCUAUCUGGAGCUGCGGAAGCGGCUGGAGGGCAGAGAAGACCAGAAGACAACGUUGGACGUUCUGGGUCGAGUUAGCAGUACCCUCCUCGAUGCUGGCCGCACCGAUCUCGCUCUGGCAGCCUUCAAAGACAUGUUCAUGCUUACAGCCAAGUCGCCAACAGACUCGCUGAGGGUGUUCCGGGAGCUUAGCAAAAAGGCAAGUCAAUCUCCAUCGUCACCGAGUGAGCAUCUCGUCAGCCAGAUCGGGCUCUCUUCUCUGGCGCUCUUUCCCCGCAACUUCCACAACAAAUAUUUCUUUGCGGCCUGGAUCAAGUGGCUUCUUGGUGAGGGGAGAACAGACGAGGCUUCCCUGGUUGUCGACCUUAUGUACGAGCGUGGGAUUAGACCGGACGCUGGGCCUCUGAACGGCCUCAUAGCAGCUUGGUUUCGUCAAGGCUCGCCAACUGCCCGCCAAAAGGCUGAGGAGACCGCAUGGGCCAUGAUACAGUCCCGAGUUGAAUUGGUUCAGAAGCGACUGUCGGAGGCAGACAAUCCCGGUGCUACAAACUUAGCCUCCAGCAUUGAAGGCCGACGAACCCCCUUCUUCCUCAAACGGGGGGCCCCGGCUGCAACAAUCGAGACAUUCUCUAUCCUGCUGCAACACUACACUCGCCGCUCGGAUCUAGCCAGUGCCAGCCAUCUGACCGACGUCAUGACCGGCUCGGCUCAGAUCAAACCGAACUCGUUCAUCAUGAACCAUUGGCUGUAUGCUUCACUUCGAUCUGGGCAGAUCCCCGAUGUCUGGAGCAAAUAUUCGACCUUGAAGCAAUCGAUCUCCCCUGACCUUGAGACAUUCGCCGCACUCUGGGACACGGCCAAGAACUGUUAUGCAUUUCCUUACCGACAUCAAGGAGGGUUCCCUCACGCGCGAAUGCUCUUCGCGGAGAUGCAAGAAUGGUUCAGCAGCCUUGAUCCCAAGAAGAAAUCCGCUACGCAAGCAGACUUUUCUUCAGAGCUGUACGAGCAGAUCAUCCGCUGUUUCUGCCUCUCCUCCGACCCUCUCGGCACCCUUUGCGCCCUGCACGGCCUCAGCGAGUCCUUCAACAUGUUGCCGCACGAGGAGGUCAGCCGACUGAUCAUCAUGCAGGUGGCUCGCUCUUUCGCAUCCGACUUCGUGCCACUCUCCGUCCGCGCCCGCGGCCUGCGGAUGAAGAAGAACCUCCAGUACCAAAGCGCGGUAAAGACCCUCACGGAGAUCAUGGUCGCCAUCGGCGACAAGAUGGUGCAAGAGAAAGACGUCGACCCGGAGGCGGUGGAGCAGGUCGACAGUCAGCCCGCGCGAGAGCUUCGGCUCGACGUGCUCUCGGCCUUCCUGUGCCUCGUUGUCGAGAAGAGAAUGAAAGGUGCCGCCGCAGCGGCUGAGGAGGGAGGAGGAGGAGGAGUCCUGGCGCGGGAGAUCCUGCAUGUUGCGGAGGAGAUGAGAACUCCGGUCCCUCCCGAAGCGGUGGUGCUGCGAGACUGGAGCGACGUCGAGGUCUCCAUGUAA
Molecule: messenger RNA, 2598 nt
Organism: Fonsecaea erecta
Lineage: Eukaryota; Fungi; Ascomycota; Eurotiomycetes; Chaetothyriales; Herpotrichiellaceae
Exons: 1
Coding region: 1-2598 (865 amino acids)
Molecular function (GO): protein binding
Source: RefSeq, a predicted model, not a curated record